AUGUCUCUUAUACACGCCGCUUCUGAGGCUGCCUUCGGAGGGACUGGCGCGGAUUGUUUGAGCAGAGCAACACAGCUGGUCUGCGAACUGUUUCUCAACAGCGGAUCGGGUGUUGAGGAGAUUGUGAGAAGAUAUUACGCUGAAGUACAUUCUUGGUUUCCGAUCAUCCAGGAAGAUGUCGAACAUUUCUUGUCCUCGACCAUUCCCACCAACUUAGGAGAUCAUGGCCACCUAUUGCUCUCCAUGUAUCUUGCAUCUCACCCUCUGUGCGAGCACAUGAAUCAUGUUGCUGACAGCCCUCUAUAUCUAAUUACCAGGCAAAUGUUUCUUGUCAUGCAGGCAUUGAGCACUAUGUCAAUCCGGCUGCUCCAGAGCGGUCUCCUUAUUGCAGUAUAUGAAUUUGGUCAUGGCCUCACCAAAAAAGCCCAACAUACCGUCAGUUCUUGUCUAGCAAUAUAUCGAAGUCUUGUUGCAUCCCAAUGUGAUCAAGAACCAAGUUCAGAUAAGGACAUGUCGGGGAUCAAGGCCUGCUGGCAGUCGAUUAUACUUCUUGAUCGUUUAACCAUCUUUUCUAAGAUUAUCGAUGACGUUACGACAACGCAAACGCUAUUUCAACAAGACUCCUUGUCUUGGGAAUCCAUCUGUAGUUCAAGCAUAUUGCCAAGUUUUACAAGUCACCCUAACGCUAAAGGAAAGUUUUUGGACAUGGAAAUGGGAACAUCCAAUUUCUCAAUGCUAUACCGCGUAUCAAUCCUGGCCGGUGAUGUAUUUGAGCAUGUGGCACAAGCGGCAGCCGGGAGAGAACCAUCAACACUAUACAAAGACCUUGAGAAGGAGAUCAGCCUCAUCACCUGCAACAUGAUCGAAGAAGCUGGUACCGCUAGCACAAAGUUUUGCGAGAGCAUUGCCCUGGCUCUUUGCUCGUUGUUGUUAUUACAGCUGUUCCGCACAACGUGCCAGCUUAAAAGCCACAUCGCUGGAGAAGAUAAUAUCGCUCUAGAGACAACUAAGCGCAUGGUCCUCGACAUGAACAGAACAGCAAGUUACAUCUUGCAGACGAACGAUUCUUCCGCAAUGUCCCUAGUGGGAAUUUGCUGUGUUUGCUCUGCAGGGGUACUUCUUGUGCUGGCAUCUCAAAGAGGUCACCAGAUAAGCCUUGCGGAUUCCGAUCUGGCUACUAUUCGAUUCAAUCUGGAAGCUCUAAACAGGCGAUGGGGGAUCGGAGUGUCUAGGUCAGGGUCCAGACCUCGAUGGCUCGUGUUAAACAGCGACAACGACAACAAUAUAGCCCGAAACAUCAAGGUUUAUAUGUAUCUUUAA
Molecule: messenger RNA, 1320 nt
Organism: Clonostachys rhizophaga
Lineage: Eukaryota; Fungi; Ascomycota; Sordariomycetes; Hypocreales; Bionectriaceae
Source: the annotation of a GenBank genome assembly